AUGGAGUUGAGGGACGAAACAGAUGACACAGAGGAGUUCAUCAAUUUGGAAAAAAGAAUAGUAGCUCUUAGGGAAGCAAGGGACAGGACAGUCAUGCAGAAAGAAUUAGAGGAAGGUAGACAAGCCCAAGUUGAAGACAUUUCCAGAUUCCACAAAUUCGUGAAAUGGUUAGGAGAGGAAAAGGUGGGACUCACAGGUGUAGCAGUAUCAACGGCCGGUCUGAUCACAACUCUACUGAUCCAUGCUAGGGGAGCAAUCAUAGAAACAGCAAAGUCAACAAGCAAAGUAGCCAAAGCAUUAGCCAAACUAGCUAAGAAGGCAGGUCCCAUUCUUAUACCAGUUCUCAAUGCCAUUGCAACAGCAUUGUCAUGGGGCGCCAAAGGUAUUGCCUGGUUGGCGUCAAACUUAUGGGUUCUAGCUGUAGCGGCUGCACUACUUGUGUACAACUAUUACACAAGGUAG
Messenger RNA from Paramuricea clavata, 462 nucleotides. NCBI's taxonomy places the organism in Eukaryota, Metazoa, Cnidaria, Anthozoa, Malacalcyonacea, Plexauridae. The record is from the annotation of a GenBank genome assembly.